Molecule: messenger RNA, 1635 nt
Organism: Yamadazyma tenuis ATCC 10573
Lineage: Eukaryota; Fungi; Ascomycota; Pichiomycetes; Serinales; Debaryomycetaceae
Molecular function (GO): S-adenosylmethionine-dependent methyltransferase activity
Source: RefSeq, a predicted model, not a curated record
AUGGCUCAAGUGGACGAUUUCCCGGAGUUCAGUACUAUCAAGGAUUUAAGAUUCCUUGAAUCCCCAGGAAAGAUGCAAGAAAAUUUGUACUCACCUUCAUUUCAGGUGUUUCGGUUCAGUAAUUUCCUUGACAUUCUUAAUGCUCAGCACAACAAUGACCCUAUCAAUUUUGCCAAUAUACGGCAUAAUGGUAUUUCCAAAUUUAUUCUUCGUCACAGCGAGUACUCCAACAAAUCGAUUGACGAUGAUUGGAAACCUCAUGACAUGAGAGACUUCGAGGCUCCCUUGGCAUAUCUGUUGAUCAAGAUGAGAUCUUUUUUGCGGAUAUUAAUCAGGUCUCAGUCUGGCAAAGACGGUAAAGGAGCAGAGCUCUUUUCUUGCGAGGAACUUGUUCAAUUGAACUUCACAAACUAUUUGAGAUUUCUAUUGAACCUUCCUCAGAAGUUUACCUCCACUCCCACCAAUCAGCUUGAUGAGACGCUGGCCAUGCACCAGUCGUUCAAAAUCAUGUUCACGAGGAUUAUCAAGGCUUUACUAACUUUUAGAAAAGAAGAAACCGGAGAUGUGAUGUCUAACACCACCACCGCAACGUCGCUUUUGUUACAGCUCAUCACCAAGGUAUCGUACGAGUUCAUUCUCCUCGAGAAGUACCAUAUAAAUAUUAUCACCAAACUCGGUAAUAACUCUUUGUUAGACUCCAGAGUUGUUGAGAGGUUGUUUAGACAGUACCACAAGGGUCUCUCACAACCUCCAAGUAGACGAAAUCUUCCCAAGGUGUUGGUUUACAACUCCUAUUUCAGUGCUCAAUACUCCUGGUAUAUGUGUGUGACGAUUCCAUUCUUGACGGUGGUGGAGAUGGCAGUGUUCAAUGAAGAUCAAGAACUCAUUUCCGACCCUGAGAGAUACAGACAGCAAGAAAAGAAUACAGUCAAAACAUCAUUUGAAAAGCUGGAUGCCAUGUUAUAUGCUAGUUAUUUCAAGGACAUUAAGUUCAAAAACUAUCAAAAGUUCAGAUCCACUUCCGACGAACAGUUUGUAUCGAUUCAAAGAGCUAAUCAUGAUAACUCGAGUGUUUCAGAAUCGUUGAUAUCAUCUAGCCAACACAAGCCUAAAAACUUCAACUUCAACUGUGAGUCUUUGGCGACCAUACCUAACGCCACCUUUGAUGUGGUCCAAAGCAGGGAUCUUUUGUUCCAGUUGACUAACUCCAACUACAGAACAAUCAUAUCGGAGCUUCAUAGAGUGUUAAAGAUAGGGGGAACCUUGGAAGUUCCUAUCAUCUUACUGGGAACCGAUACCAUUAGUCCAGAUACCACCACCGUAGGGUUCCCUAAGUUCACCAAUGCUACUGGUUUGAAUUUGUCCAAAUACUACGAUAUGAUUCCUGACUUUGCUGAAGUUUUGCUUAAAAUUAUUCUAGAAGUAUUUGGGGAAGGCAAUGUUCGUAUGGCAACAGCUCUCUUGAACACUACCAGUGAAAUGUCGGACUUUUUAGUUAAGGACAUUGGCCUUCAUAUUGCCGAAAUGGUUGGUGAAACAGACAAAUAUUGUCGUGCCUCCCAACAUCCAAUAGGAGAGAGGAACAAAGAUGUUCACUUUUUCUUUCAAAUUCAAGCAGAGAAAACGUUUAAUUAA